Messenger RNA from Caenorhabditis briggsae, 2790 nucleotides. Lineage: Eukaryota; Metazoa; Nematoda; Chromadorea; Rhabditida; Rhabditidae. The record is from RefSeq and is a predicted model, not a curated record. The transcript has 7 exons. Gene Ontology annotation, molecular function: carbohydrate binding; alpha-1,4-glucosidase activity. The coding region runs from base 1 to 2790 and encodes 929 amino acids. Gene Ontology annotation, biological process: carbohydrate metabolic process.
AUGAAGCCGAACCUACAAUAUUUUUCCCUACUUUUUCUUCUCUGCGUAAAACCGGGUAUUGCCGGACCACGAAUUGAUUGCUUACCGGAGCCGAGUGGGAACCAAACUGUUUGUGAAUCUCGUGGAUGUAUCUGGAACCCAGUGGACAAUGAUAUUGAUGGAGCACCGUGGUGUUAUUUCAAAGAUGGUGUUGGAUAUAACCUAGCAUCUCAGAUAGGAUCUACCUACAAUCUUCGGAAGAACAAUGGACCCAGAAACCCAUGGGGUGCCGAGUUUGAGAAUAUUCAAUUACGAACUUCCACCAUCGGAGCAAGUGUCCUAAAUGUGAAAAUUGGAAUUGAUGGACGUUACGAACCACCUGUAGAUUUCCCAAGAGAAACUAUCUCUACUCCUGAAACACUCUCAUUUACCACUGCAUCAUCCGACGAUCUUUUCUGGUUCUCUGUUAUUCGGAAUAGUAGUAACCGGAAGAUUUUCGAUACCUCUCUUGGAGGACUGAUUUUCUCCGAUCAAUUCCUCCAACUUUCCACAUAUCUCCCGAGUGAAAAUGUGUAUGGGUGGGGUGAAAAUGCUCAUCAAUCUUUGAAACACAACUUUUCUCGUUACCUGACAUGGGGAAUGCUGGCAAGAGAUCAACCUCCGAAUUCUGGAAAUUUAGAUACAAUGAAUCUAUACGGAGUCCACCCAUUUUAUAUGUGCUUGGAACCCGAUGGGAAUGCACACGGUGUCUUUAUUUUCAACUCGAAUCCUCAAGAAGUUACCACCGCGCCAGGACCUUCUUUGAUCUACCGUACUAUUGGUGGUAACCUGGAUAUCUACUUCUUCCCUGGACCAACACCUGCUCUUGUCACUCAACAAUAUCUUGCUUUUAUUGGAAAACCGUUUCUCCCUGCGUACUGGGCUCUAGGAUAUCAGUUAUCCCGAUAUGGGUACAAUGGAUUGGAUGAGAUGAAACAGCGAGUUGGUGCUGUUAGAGACGCAGGGAUUCCGUUAGACAUUGCAGUUGCUGAUAUUGAUUAUAUGAACAGGUACAAGGAUUUCAGUACAAAUGAUAACUGGUCUGGAUUCGAAGAUUAUGUGAAACAGAUGCAUGGGUGGAAUAUGAAAAUGAUUCCGAUUUUCGACCCAGCAGUGGAAGCAGAUUACCUACCAUUCCAACGUGCUAUGUCUAUGGGUGCUAAGUUCAUUGAAUGGGAUGACUAUUCUCAAGUUCAACAAGACAUUCAAAAACUGUAUCCCAUGGCUAAAGACACUAAAAUAAUGUUGGGUGUCGUCUGGCCAGAUCAUCAUGUUGGAUUUCCCGACUUUUUGGAUUCAACUGGAAAGACUCAAGCAUGGUGGAGAGACGAGCUGGAACUGUAUCACAGCAAAUUGACAUUUGAUGGAAUUUGGAUUGAUAUGAAUGAGCCUGCAAACUUUGGAACCAAUGAGCUACAUCCUUGGUACUUUGAUGAUAAUGAUCAUCCAAACGAUGCUCCACUAUUCUGUCCAACUAAUGGAUCAAAUCAAUGGGAUCUUCCACCAUUCCAGACUCACGCUGUGUACUAUUACGGUGGAAAUCAGAACAACGCCUAUCUAUCUUCGAAAACUCUCUGUUUAACUGGUGUCCAAAACAACGGAACUUAUAGAUUUUACGAUGUUAAGAAUCUUUAUGGUCUGACUGAAGCAAUUCAGACUCAAGCGGCUCUGAUGGAUGUCACUGGAAAACGCGGUGCUGUCGUCUCUAGAUCCACGUUCCCUUCUGCAGGAAGAUACGCGGGACACUGGUUGGGAGAUAAUACAGCAAGAUGGGAAGAUUUGAGAACUUCAGUUAUUGGAGCACAAGAGUUCAAUCUGUUUGGAAUCCCAUACGUUGGUUCUGAUGUCUGCGGCUUCCUUGGACAAUCCAACGAGGAGUUAUGUCUUCGUUGGCAACAAAUGGGUGCUUUUCACAGCUUCUUCAGAAACCACAACACUCUUGGAGAACCCGCUCAAGACCCAGCGGUUUGGCCAUCAGUCGCUUCUGCUACCAAAACCGCCAAUCUUUUCCGCUACCAAUAUCUGCCAUAUCUAUUCAGUCUUCAUUUCCAAGCCUCUCAAAACGGAUUAACUGUUGUUCGUCCCGUAUUCUUUGAAUAUCCUUCAGAUACUGAAACAUUUGAUUUGGGAUAUCAAUUUAUGUGGGGUCCUAGAAUUCUAGUGGCUCCAGUUCUUCAUCAAGGAGCUGUCACAACGAAUCUUUAUUUACCAAAUGAUGUAUGGUAUUCGUUGUUUGAUUACAAGUACGGAAGUCAAAUAGAUGCCGGAUAUAUUACAGUUCCUUCUCCAAUCACCUACAGAAUUCCAGUUUUUGUGAGAGGAAGUGCCGUUCCACGUCAAACCCCAACUACUACUACCACAAUGAGUCGUCACAAUUCAUUUGAGCUAUUGGUGGCUCCUUGCCAAAUGGGAAGAGCCGUCGGAGUAUUGUACUGGGAUGAUGGACAGAAAAUUGUUGACUCUUUUGAUACACACGAUUUCCAUCAAUUCAAUUUCAACUUCAAUUCUACUAGCAGUGGAGCGCAAUUGACAAUUUCACGAACGAGAAUGGGAACAGUUGCUCUUCCAACUAUGGACAUCAUCGAGAUUUUCAACUAUCCAUCUCCACCAAAUUUCCGUUCUUUUACAUUGAAUGGGUCAACGGUCAACAUCAAUGUUCAGUCAUCAACAUACUCAGGAAUAACCAAAAUUUUAUACAUCUCCACAAAAAAUCUGAUUGAUCUUACAUCGUCGGAUGUUAUCAGUUUGGUGUGGAGUAAUGUUUUGAAAUGA